Diaporthe citri is the source of this 261-nucleotide messenger RNA. RefSeq lists its product as uncharacterized. Lineage: Eukaryota; Fungi; Ascomycota; Sordariomycetes; Diaporthales; Diaporthaceae. The transcript is spliced from 3 exons. Bases 1 to 261 code for a protein of 86 amino acids. The record is from RefSeq and is a predicted model, not a curated record.
AUGGGAGCCAAGGAGAUUCGCGGUCUCUGCUCGCUAUUUCAGUCCCUCCACAUAGAUCAUGACAAGAACCAGCUGCGAUUGAUAGUCAAGCUCACGCGCAUCUUGCGCACUACCAAAAUCAACAAGAUUCGACAAUUCAAAAAGCUUUUCGACUCAGAGAAAGUCAAAGACGAUGACGAAAACGUGAUGUUGGCCGAGGUGGACCGUUCCAAGGAGACGACAUCAAACGAUACCUCCAACUGUCGCGAUAUCGUAUGUUAG